Molecule: messenger RNA, 342 nt
Organism: Dentiscutata erythropus
Lineage: Eukaryota; Fungi; Glomeromycota; Glomeromycetes; Diversisporales; Gigasporaceae
Source: the annotation of a GenBank genome assembly
AUGAGAUUAUACAAUCUAAAAGGUGUCAUUUCUUGCAUUGAUCUUGUGGCUAUUUUGCUGUUAUACAGCUUGGAAGAUAUGUUUCGAAUAGAUACAAUAGAAGUUCUUGACAUUACACAAACUCAAAAAGCAAAGGUGUAUAUUAGUAAAGUUGGUUCUAAAAUAGGACUAAAGCAAAUCCAGAAAAAAUCAUAUACAAGACUUAGUGACUAUGAGACUGAAAAUAAUAAAAAUACUAAUGAAGACAAUUUGUUUUCUGGAGAUAAAACUAAAGAAAAUUUUAAAACUAUAACUUUUGAUAAAUUCAUAAAUAGAUUUAAAAUGAGACAAAUUGAAAAAUAA